Apis florea (little honeybee) is the source of this 2605-nucleotide messenger RNA. It is a transcript of the gene Orc3, whose product is annotated as origin recognition complex subunit 3. The record is from RefSeq and is a predicted model, not a curated record. Gene Ontology annotation, molecular function: DNA replication origin binding. Gene Ontology annotation, biological process: DNA replication initiation; DNA replication. Lineage: Eukaryota; Metazoa; Arthropoda; Insecta; Hymenoptera; Apidae. Gene Ontology annotation, cellular component: nuclear origin of replication recognition complex; nuclear pre-replicative complex; DNA replication preinitiation complex.
UAAGUUAUUUAAAAUUGGCGACAAAGCGCGCUGAUGACUAGCGCACUCUAAGAGCGCUACUGAAACUAACUAAAGCAACAGUUGCGAUCCAGUUCUUGUUAUGGAAGGAGUGUUUCACAUUUUUAAUCCUAGUUAUGUAAAAAAAUAGUGAUUUGAAUGAUUAAAAUAGUGAUUUAUUUUAUUAGUUUAUAUUGUUUAAAGAAUAUUUCAUCGUUAAAAUGGACAACGUAUCAGUAUCAAAGGGUGUUUUUGUACAUAAAGGUGCAUAUAAAAUUGGAAAUAAAAAAACAAAAUUUGAACAACCAGAUUAUAUAAAUGAACCAUGGUAUCUUACUUAUAAAGAAACGUGGGAUGGCAUUCAAAAUGCCAUGGAGGAUGUAAGAUUAAAUAUGUUCCAAGAAAUUUUAAAUGAUUUAGAAUCUUUUGUUACUAAAGUCAAAAAUAAACCAAUAGAACAACUUGAUGAAAUACAGGCAGCUAUUGUGCUAGCAGGAGUUAAUGUCUCUGAUCACAAAGAAAUGUUUCAAAGAAUAGUUUCUAAAUUAGAAGUGAAAACAAAGCAUAUAGCAGUUUUAUGGAGCAGAGACUCAAAUAAUAUAAAAGAUAUUACAGAAAAAUCAAUUUAUCAAUUGAUAAAUGAUGGAGAGGAUGAGGAUACACAUAUUAAAAAGAAUCAAUGUCAUAUGAGAGCUUUAAAAGCAUGGCACCAAGAGAAUUGUGAUCAAAAUGAUCCUCUUAUUAUAAUAUUAACUGAUUUUGAAAGCACUCCUGCUGCAGUAUUACAUGAUUUUAUUUUAAUUUUAAGUGCUUAUGCAACUUCAAUGAAAUUUAUUCUUAUUUUUGGUGUUGCAACCACUUUGUUUGCCAUUCAUAGAUCUUUAACGUAUGAUGUUACAUCAAAGUUAAAUGUUCAAGUAUUUCAAACAAAAAAACAAAUUGAUGUGUUAUCAGAUGUAUUAGAAAAUACUGUUUUUGGUACAAAUAUUCCAUUUAAGUUAACUGGACGCGCGUUUCAAUUAUUAACGGAUAUCUUUUUAUUUUAUGAUUUUUCUGUACAGAAUUUUUUUCUAAGUUAUAAGAUAUGCAUGAUACAACAUUUUUAUGCAAAUAAUAUAAAUUCUCUUUGUUGUCAACCGCACAAAAUAAAAAGUAGGAUGUCUUCAUUGACAGAUGAAGAUUUGGAUGAAAUUAAAAAAUUGCCCUCUAUAGAAAAACAUAUUCAACAAUUGACAAAAGAUGAGAACAAAGAUGAAUUACUUGAAAAUAGUAAAUUUAAGGAAAUAUUGAUCCAAGUUUUAAACAAUUUCCAUCAAUAUAUGCAUCGGUUUUUGUUAAUACUCAGAUGUUUGUACGAUUUCGUGUCGACAUUACCAAAUGCACCAAUGGGUAAACAGUUACGUGAAUUUUACACAACAGUGGUUUAUUUGAACAAUUUGAAAGAAUCUCAAGAGUACAAAGAAUGUCUGCAAUUAUUGACCUUUUUAUCCAAGCAGGAACUUCUCUCAAAAUUGAAAUCUUUGGUAGCAAUUAUCGCAAGUUCAAAAGAUUCAGAUAUGAUAAAAGUCAAGAAAGAUUUGCAGAGUUUUGAAAAAAGAAUUGACGAAUCGAGUUUAGAAGUUGCAGAAAAACCUGUAGAUAUUGUUUCUACGGGUGAAAGACUGAGUCGACUUCAAUUGAAAGAGAAAUUAUUGAAAAUGUCUAAAACACACUCUAAAUCGCCUUAUAAAAUAGCACAACAGGAUUUGAUCGAUUAUUUGGACCAGAAAGUAUUUUGUUAUUUGGUUAAUCCUAAUUAUAUACCAGGAAAUGAGAUAUUUUGUUUCAACGAUGGUAAUUUAGCGAAGCAACAUAUUCGAGGAUCUUUGAGAUCUGCGAUUCAUACUGGACUAAAUAACCCACAAGUGUACUUAAACUGCGGGUGCUGCAAAUUGGAGAACGACGACGCCAUUCCGUCCACGCUGCCUGACCUCAGUAUAAUUUACAAGCUGCACUUGGAAUCCAGGAAACUGAUCAAUAUGUACGACUGGCUCCAGGCAUUUUUAAUUAUCGUGGAUCCAACAAGCAGUGCAAAGGAGCAAAGGGACGUGGAUCCGAAAUUACAAGCUCGUUUUGCUCAAGCGGUCGCAGAGCUGGAGUUUCUAGGUUUCAUUAAGAGUUCACGAAAGAAGACCGAUCACGUGAAACGACUCACAUAAUUAUUAUUUCGCGUUUAGUCUUUUGUAUUUUUUUUUCUACUUUUUUUAUUUAUUUUUUUACAAAAUAUAUUUGAUAUUUUGAAAAGUAUUUUUGUAGAUUUUUAUAAGUUUUUUUUUUCAGAAGAAUUGAAAGAAAUUGUUUAUUUUUUAUUCGGUAGAUUUUGGAUAUAAUCAAUUUAUUGAUAAAAUAUUAAUUGUAUGUUUGUUAUACAAUUAAAAUUCAUCAAACUAUGAACUCAAUAAUCAAAAUUAGAUAAGGCUUGUUUUCUUAGAUUGAAUUUUUUCUUCUUAUUCUAUUUUUAUAAUCAAUAAUCCAUCAACAUCUACAUCAAUUGUUCCAAUUAUAAAAUAUUUAAUAUAAAUAGGUGUAUUUCACAUUCUAAAAGCAAAAUUAAAUUGAAUAUUUUUGA